Thecamonas trahens ATCC 50062 is the source of this 864-nucleotide messenger RNA. RefSeq lists its product as uncharacterized. The record is from RefSeq and is a predicted model, not a curated record. Lineage: Eukaryota; Apusomonadida; Apusomonadidae. Bases 1 to 864 code for a protein of 287 amino acids. The transcript is spliced from 2 exons.
AUGGUGGUCGUCCUCGCUGCUGUUGGCUCUGUGGCCUCGGCCGGGUGCAGCUACCGCGGACUGGUGCAGACGACCGGACCACGUGAGACGGUGGCCUGGUGCUGCAUGAUGGAUGCGGAGGAGGCGAGUGCGAGUACAGAGUUGGUGGUUAUGGUCGAUGGAUCGGCAUCGUCGAAUCAGGGCUAUGUCGUCAUGCCGGACUUUACCUGCGCAUCGCUGCCGAUGGCUUCGGAUGAGCUCGAUGGCUUCAUCGCUUCCUACGCUUCGCCCGACUUUGCCCCGCGCCGCGUCAACAACAUCACUGCCGACAUUGGCCGCUACGCCCGUGAGCCGGCAGGGCCCUGGGCUGUCGUUGUUGGUGUUCACUGUCUCGAAUGGGUCUCCGGCUGCAAGAUCUCGGUCAUGUCGCUCGACGUCACCGCCAACACCACGCUCAUCGCAGCCGAUGAGGACGGCGGGGGCAAGCUGGGGAUGGGAUCAACAGAGGCCCUCUUUACAAGUAUCCAAGAACGGGUGGUGGUCAUUUGUCUCGCUCAUCGGUGGUCGCCACCGGCGCUGCAUGCGGCAAGGGCGCUGUGUGGUCUCCGCUCGGGAUCGUCGUCGUCGGUCACGCCGUACUCUAAGAUCUUUGUUGUUGAUGCUGAUGACAUCGAGUCGCAGGAGGAUGUCGAGGCUCUUGGCUUGGCUCUCUCGCCGGCGGUCUAUCUCUUUUACUCGGGCAAGCCGCUGGUCAUUCGCAGACCGGGGCUCGACGAGGACAUCAAGUUUGUCGGAUCUGCGCCGGCCGAGCGCUGGGAGGAGCUUAUCCAGUUUGCUCGCCAGACCGGUGACAACGGCGGACACGUGCUGGUGUGGAACGACUGA